AUGACUGCCACUGAUAUCGCAAGGAUUAUACUGGUUGUGCAGUUUUUAAUUCUUGGAUUGUAUAGCGUUGCUUCAGAAGAACCGCUGUUUUUUAAUUCUUCCCUGAAUUCUAACGACAUAAAAAUUUGUAGAGAUAAUAAAUGGCAACUAUAUCAAAAUGGCUCAGAUGGACCUAUCCAAUUCGUUACAGCCGAUGUGAAACAACGUAUCCUUUACUGGGUCACACCGAACGGGUUUUUCUCACUCGAUGUAGACGACAACAAGACUAGUGUGAAUCUGUCGGAGAAAUUUAAAAACGGAUUAGUGUUCCAAGUAUUAUUUCAGCGUGCUGUGGCUCUGUAUAGAUUAGGUAUCAUGGUCUUCAGAGUUCACGAUGGUCAGAUAAUAUUUGCUGAAAAGAAUUGGGGUUUAAUGAAAUUUGAUUUAAAGACCAACAGACAACUCUUUCGUUUAAAAGAUGUAAAAGUAACUGAAUUUUACCCUUCAAAUUCAAUUCUAAGUAUUGAUUAUUAUGGUAACGAAGCCAGUUGUUCAACUGGUCUACAAGAAAAAUUUCCGCUCCUGUAUCAUAAAGCUAUCGAUCAAAGAUCAUAUAUAAGGACGGUGUUCUGCGACAUAAUCAAAGCCUUUAAUAGUGUUUGUUUGUAUUGGUCCGGCCCAAGAUAUAACCAAAUAAGCAGAUAUCUAAUAAACUCUAAUAUAAAUCAGAUUGUUGUUCAAGAUCUUCCUGAAGACUGGGCUCCGCUGAAUGUACAACUAGGAAAGGUUUAUUGGACCAGUGUCGGCAAUAUGGAUUUUAGAACCAAUUUUAACCUACAGAACAGACAAUCGUUGAUAAAAUUUGCAAGUUAUGUUUUAUUUCAUGGAACAAUGUAUUAUUACUAUCACAGAAACAUUACGUCACAGUUGUCGAAAAUAGUUUAUCCUUUGAAACCCUACUUUUGUCCUUGUCCUGACAAAACUUUCAGCAAAUUGGUCGUCUUGCCUGGAUCUGUUUAUGAAGAAGCUGUUGUAGUAGAUGAUGUAGUAGAAGAUGUAUUAGAAGAUGCUGACAUAGAAGAUGCUGUUGAAACUGGUAUCUGGUCAACAUCGGGAUUAGGGAACAUUGCUCUAGAUUUUGGUGUAGAUUUUUGUGUAGAUUAUAAAGUUACUCAAGGAUCUGGAUCUAUAUUUCUUGGAUGUAACCGAAUAUGGUCAUUAGACAUUGCCAAACAGCAACAAGAAGGUUUAUUAUAA
This is a messenger RNA of Lottia gigantea (owl limpet), 1236 nucleotides long. RefSeq lists its product as hypothetical. The transcript has 8 exons. Bases 1 to 1236 code for a protein of 411 amino acids. The record is from RefSeq and is a predicted model, not a curated record. Lineage: Eukaryota; Metazoa; Mollusca; Gastropoda; Lottiidae.